Penicillium cataractarum is the source of this 1014-nucleotide messenger RNA. RefSeq lists its product as uncharacterized. The record is from RefSeq and is a predicted model, not a curated record. Gene Ontology annotation, biological process: protein N-linked glycosylation. Lineage: Eukaryota; Fungi; Ascomycota; Eurotiomycetes; Eurotiales; Aspergillaceae. The coding region runs from base 1 to 1014 and encodes 337 amino acids. Gene Ontology annotation, molecular function: glycosyltransferase activity. The transcript has a single exon.
AUGGCUAGCUUUAGCGUACUUUUUGGAAUCUGGUUCUACUCUCGGGGCUCCAUUUUCUCUACAUUUCGUCAAGCAAACAUUGAUCAAUCGUUUCUGCAUUUUGGUACUACCCCUAUUCCCACCGCGAGUUCAAGCCAAUAUGCCGUCGCUAUAUUUCUCGGCAAAUGGUGGGACGAAAAAGACUCCGACGGCGAUGACAUUGAUAGCUAUUAUGUCGCGGCCCGAACACUAGUCUAUCAGCUACUUUAUGCACCGGAAACCAAGUUUACAAGUCCGGUAUCUGUCGUAAUCUUAGCCACUGAAGCAGUGCGCGAAAGCAAACGCCAGAGACUAAGAGCAGAUGGAGCAAUCGUGGUUGAUACUGAGAGACUAAACCACUCUUUGGAAAUUGGUGUCGCACAAUACCGUGAAGUGUUUGAUAAGCUUCGAGCUUUUGAUCCAACCGUGAUGCCCUUUGAGAAAGUCGCCUUGAUAGACGCGGAUAUGGUAGUUACACGACCUCUCGAUGCACUAUUUCAAGAUACCAACACUACCCUCUCUCCGGUUGAUAAUUCAAAAUUACCCGCGGCAGAUUUACCCGAGCUCCCAGAUAGCUAUACUUUUGCAGCAACGCCCGAUAUUCCAGCGCGGAAACAGAUCUUCCCUCCGGACGUCGAUAAUGAGUGGCAUCGUGAUUACUUUAAUGCCGGUGUGAUGCUAUCCUCUCCUAACGACAAGCUCUUCCAAUAUUAUCUUGCGAUCCUUGCUCAGCCUGACAUAUUCGGCCAUAUGUGGCCAGAGCAAGACCUUUUAAAUUUUGCCCAUCGCUGGGAUGGACCUAUGCCUUGGCGACAACUUAAUCUUUCAUGGCACUUAAAGCCACCGUUGGAGGUCGACGUUGAUGCUGGGAUGGCUAUGCUUCACUGUAAAUAUUGGGAGUCUGGUGAGGACUCGUGCCAUCGGAUUUCUCGUGCGCGGCGUUGGCAAAUGCAGGGCUUUUGGGAGGGAAUUGAAAGAAAAAACAUAAGAGCAUGA